Messenger RNA from Scomber scombrus (Atlantic mackerel), 2157 nucleotides. It is a transcript of the gene gas1a, whose product is annotated as growth arrest-specific 1a. The coding region runs from base 548 to 1327 and encodes 259 amino acids. Lineage: Eukaryota; Metazoa; Chordata; Actinopteri; Scombriformes; Scombridae. The transcript has a single exon. The record is from RefSeq and is a predicted model, not a curated record. Gene Ontology annotation, biological process: regulation of cell cycle.
CACUUUGCAACCCACAAGGGUUGUUGUUUUUCCCCCUUGCACUGUUGCUUUGCACUCGUGUGCGCACAAGGACUUUUAAAUGAUCCAACACAGUUCACAGAAGGGUUCUCGGGACUUCUCCGGCUUUGGGUUGAGAUCCGCUAGGAGAGAAGACGCAAGAGGGGAUCGCUCAGUUUGAGGCAGUUGUUUCAGUCACUGCGAUGGAAUGAGCCGCUGCACAAACUCUCCUCAACUAGUGGAAAACUUUUUCUUUCUUGGUGUCUCCUUCACUGCAGUGACUUUUUAUUUUAGUUUUCAACCCAGGCAUGUAUGGAUAACGGGAAGUUCGCGCAGGAAUCCGAUUGAGAUGGAUCAUUGCUGAACGUUUUACGGAGCCGGGAUUACACAGCGCAGUGCCAGCCUGUUGAACGCCCACAAAAGGGCCUAUCACACACCAUCUGCCUGGGAAUAAAUAACACUCUCUGGUGAGGACACUAUCCGUGGAAGUAGUGUAGAAGUUUUACUUAUGACACUGCCCUGAGUUUUACCGUGUCUUGCAGCCAUAACAAUGGCAAGCUCUGGCGCAUUGGCACAGAGCGUCUGUAGAUCUCUUUGGCCUCUCGUUUGCGUGCUCUUGUUUUUUGGCUAUUUAUCCGUGGCCUCGCCGUCCCACGGUCGGCGACUGAUAUGCUGGCAAGCCAUCAUGAACUGCCAAACCGAGCCCGAGUGCAAUUACGCAUAUGAGCACUACCUGCGCGCAUGUGGCCCCGUGCUUAACGGAGAGAGGAAGAGGUGCCCCAGCCACUGUAUCUCCUCCCUUGUUCAGCUCAAUCUGACCAAAAACGGGCCGGCGCUGGAGGACUGCAGCUGCGCCCACGACCCGCUGUGUACAAGCACCAAACAGGCCAUCGAGCCCUGCUUGCCCAGGACUACCAGUACGGGCUGCACGGAAGCCCGGCGCCAGUGCGAGAGAGACAAGCAGUGCAGCUCCGCAAUGCACGAUUACUUGGACCACUGCGGGAAACUCUUCAGCGGGGCAGUCUGCACCAACGCCUGCCGGAAUGUGAUCGCGAACAUGCGUAAAAUACCCAAGGGUCAGCAGCUGGACACUUGCAUGUGUGACGGGACAGAGAGGGCCAUCUGUGAGUAUGUCAAGAACAGUAUGAAGGCGCUGUGCUUUGACUCGCCCGAGAGGGAGGAGACCAGCGGCGACCAAGACCCAGAUGAUGAGGACUACCCCCCUGAUCCGGAGUAUACAUACGAGCCGGAGAGCGCAGCCUCUCUCCCUGCGGCCCACUGUGUUUUGACCCUGCUGGCAUCCAUUUUGGCUGUAUUGCCCCUCAUUUGAUCCCUGGGUUCAUAAUCUGCUCCGUCUAUUGUCCGGAUAAAAGGCAAUCUAAACUUUUGUCACUCAUUGACCUGCUAUUAUUGUGAAAGCUUUGAGCCCCAGAGACUGAAGGAACUGGUGUUUUGGCGCAGGCCUUGUUUGAAUUAAGAGUUUCAGACGCUGAAGGAUAUCAAAUCAGGAUAUAUUCUAUGCAAACGAGACCAGAAAUAUAUUUUUGAGAUGCCUGUGCUUCAGGCUGCUCUCUUAUCAAACCACACCACUUCACGGCUCUCCACAUGCUUUGCGCUUAUGUGAUAAGCUAAAUUAGAUUGUCUACUUUGUCAGAGUCACAGAGUCUGAUAGUACAGUUGUCAUGAUGGAGACACAGUUGGCUUGUUUUGGUAACAAUGCAACAUUUAAUCAGUAUGUGCACUGCCAAUCUUUGUUUUGUUUUUUUUGUUUUUAAAGAUAUGAACUAUUUUUAUAUGACAGACUGUUGCCAUUUGGCACCAGGCUAUCUGAUUUACAAGUAUUUAAUGCUGGAAUCUAUGAACUUGUAAAUAGAUUAGGAGUUAAAGUGAAACAAUAAUUUAUUACAUGCCAACUAGUUACAUCCAAAUGUUCAUCAUGUGAAUAAAAGACUGAGAAUUCCAGCUUUAAAGGGAAGUUAUUUUGUCUGUAUUCUCUUCAAAGAUAAUGUACAUUGUAUAUAUGUGUAUAGCCUAUAUAGAUUUUUCAGAAAAUCCUUUAUGUUUUAGGCUAUGAGAUGAUUUAUUCACUGUGUAUAGCCUAGAGAAAGAAAUGUCUAAAUCCACUGUAUGAUUGCCUUAAUGAUAUACUUUUAUAGAAGG